AUGAAGCGUGCGCCCGCGCGCUCCGCUGCCGACGACAAGAAGCUCCAGGCCGCCCUGAAGAAGCUCAACGUCCAGCCCAUCCAGGCCAUCGAGGAGGUCAACAUGUUCAAGUCCGACGGCAACGUCAUCCACUUCGCUGCUCCCAAGGUUCACGCCGCUGUCCCCGCCAACACCUUCGCCAUCUACGGCAACGGUGAGGACAAGGAGCUCACUGAGCUCGUCCCUGGCAUUCUCAACCAGCUCGGCCCCGACUCCCUCGCCUCUCUCCGCAAGCUCGCCGAGAGCUACCAGAACAUGCAGAAGGAGGGCAAGGACGGUGAGGAGGACGACAUCCCCGACCUCGUCGAGGGUGAGAACUUCGAGAGCAAGGUCGAGUAA
Molecule: messenger RNA, 378 nt
Organism: Colletotrichum higginsianum IMI 349063
Lineage: Eukaryota; Fungi; Ascomycota; Sordariomycetes; Glomerellales; Glomerellaceae
Product: Nascent polypeptide-associated complex subunit beta
Exons: 2
Coding region: 1-378 (125 amino acids)
Cellular component (GO): nascent polypeptide-associated complex; cytosol
Source: RefSeq, a predicted model, not a curated record